GCCCCGCCAGCGCUGACAGGCCGCCAUGGGGGACGCCGGGGGGGGUUUCGGGCUGGCGCUGCCGGAGCUGCGGGCGCUGAUGGAGCUCCGGGGCUCCGAGGCGCUCCUGAAGCUGCAGCGGGACCUGGGGGGGGUCCCGGGGCUCUGCCGCCGCCUGCGCACCUCCCCCACCGACGGGCUCUCCGAGGGUCCCCCGGAGCUGGAGCGCCGCCGCCGGGUGUUCGGCCGGAACUGGAUCCCCCCGCGGCGCCCCAAGAGCUUCGCGGCGCUGGUGUGGGAGGCCCUGCAGGACGUCACCCUCGUCAUCCUCGAGGUGGCCGCGCUCGUGUCCCUGGGGCUGUCCUUCUACGCGCCCCCCGGCGCCGCCGAUGAAGCGUGCGGGCAGGCCUCGGGGGGCGCGGAGGACGAGGGCGAGGCGGAGGCCGGCUGGAUCGAGGGUGCGGCCAUCCUGCUCUCGGUGGCCUGCGUGGUGCUGGUGACGGCGUCCAACGACUGGAGCAAGGAGCGGCAGUUCCGGGGGCUGCAGAGCCGCCUGGAGCGCGAGCAGCGCGUGGCCGUCCUGCGCGGCGGGCGCCUGGCGCAGGUGCCCGUGGCCGACCUGGUGGUCGGGGACGUGGUGCAGGUCAAGUACGGUGACCUCCUGCCGGCCGAUGGGGUCCUGAUCCAGGGCAACGACCUCAAGAUCGACGAGAGCGCCCUGACCGGGGAGAGCGACCACGUCCGCAAGUCCCCGGACAAGGACCCGCUGCUGCUCUCGGGCACCCACGUCAUGGAGGGCUCGGGCAGGAUGGUGGUGACGGCCGUGGGGGUCAACUCGCAGAGCGGCAUCAUCUUCACCCUGCUGGGCGCCGCGGGGGACGACGAGGACGAGGGCAGGGACAGGAAAGGGAAGCCUCAGGACGGCGCCGUGGCCACCCCACAACCCAAAGGCAAGCGGCAGGACGGGGCGGUGGCCAUGGAGAUGCAGCCGCUGAAGAGCGCCGAGGGAGGGGACGCGGCCGACGGGCCGGGGACGCGGCCCCGAGGUGGCCCCAAGAAGGAGAAGUCCGUGCUCCAGGCCAAGCUGACCCAGCUGGCCGUGCAGAUCGGGAAGGCAGGCCUGGCCAUGUCGGCCAUCACCGUCAUCAUCCUCGUGCUCUACUUCGUCAUCGAGACCUUCGUGGUGCAGGGCCGGCCCUGGCUGGCCGAGUGCGCCCCGGUCUACGUCCAGUACUGGGUCAAGUUCUUCAUCAUCGGCGUCACCGUGCUGGUGGUGGCCGUCCCCGAGGGGCUCCCGCUGGCCGUCACCAUCUCGCUGGCCUACUCCGUCAAGAAAAUGAUGAAGAACCACAACCUGCUCCCAUUUUCCCCCAUUUUCCCCAUA
Molecule: messenger RNA, 1363 nt
Organism: Lonchura striata (white-rumped munia)
Lineage: Eukaryota; Metazoa; Chordata; Aves; Passeriformes; Estrildidae
Source: RefSeq, a predicted model, not a curated record